CUCACCAGCCUCACUCAGUCCCACCAUGGUGGACGCCUUCCUGGCCACCUGGAAACUAGUAGAAAGCAAGAAUUUCGAUGACUACAUGAAGUCACUCGGUGUGGGUUUUGCUACCAGGCAAGUGCCCAAUAUGACCAAGUCCACCACAAUCGAGAAGAAAGGCGACGCUAUUGUCCUAAAAACACAGAGUAUCUUCAAGAACACAGACAUCCGCUUCAAGCUGGGGGUGGAGUUCGAUGAGACCACAGCAAAUGACAGGAUGGUUAAGUCCAUUGUGACACUGGAUGGUGACAAGCUUGUCCAUGUGCAGAAGUGGGAUGGACAGGAGACGACAUUAGUGCGGGAGCUAAGUGACGGCAAACUCUUCCUGACGCUCACCCACUGCAGUGCAGUUAGCACUCGCACUUACACGAAAGAUGCGUGACAGGC
Ochotona princeps (American pika) is the source of this 429-nucleotide messenger RNA. RefSeq names its product fatty acid-binding protein, heart-like. The transcript has a single exon. Gene Ontology annotation, biological process: fatty acid transport. Bases 26 to 424 code for a protein of 132 amino acids. Gene Ontology annotation, cellular component: nucleus; cytosol. Gene Ontology annotation, molecular function: fatty acid binding. NCBI's taxonomy places the organism in Eukaryota, Metazoa, Chordata, Mammalia, Lagomorpha, Ochotonidae. The record is from RefSeq and is a predicted model, not a curated record.